CCUUGAAAUGGGCUUACGAAGGAAAGGCUAGCCUUUCGCGCCGUUUCCUGCCGAAGCUGUCGGUUUGGAUAAAAAUAAUACUUUUCACAACAUAACACAACACAAUCAAGGUGGUUUGAUUUAACGUUCAAACUUUGUUUCCGUUGCUCUCAUUGAAUUGGGCAUUUGAAGCUCAUUUCAUCGGAUUUUCAGAUGCCCAAUCAAGAUGGCUAAAGCGUUGAACAAAACUGUGAAGGUGUGUUACCCCCCUGGCUGCAAGGAGGUCAGCGAGGAAGUAGCCAAGGAUGAACUUGUCAGAAGACUCAAGCUCCUGGCCCGGGCAUUCCAGGACAUGGGUCAGGACGACAAUGACCAGUAUGCUGGACUGGCCCUCAUGCUGGCCACAGAUUUCUACCUGGACCACCAGAACAAAGAUGUCCGACUACUUGUGGCAUGCUGCAUUGCUGAUGUCUUUAGAAUAUUUGCUCCAGAAGCCCCAUACAAAGAUCAAGAUCAUCUGAAGGAGAUUUUCCUGUUCCUGAUCAAGCAGCUGAGGGGGUUGGAGGAUCCUGAAGCUCCAUCUUUCAAAAGAUAUUUCUAUUUAUUGGAAAACCUGGCCUGGGUGAAGUCCUUCAACAUCUGCAUUGAGCUGGAUGACAACCAGGAGAUAUUCUGCUCCCUCUUCAAACUCAUGUUUUCCAUAGUCAGCGACAAGCAUUCCAGCAAGGUGAAGAACUUCAUGUUGGACAUGAUGACGCCACUUAUAGCUGAGGCUGACACAGUGUCGCAAGAACUGUUGGAUGUGGUCCUCAUCAACAUAGUAGAACCUCAGAAGUCGCAGAACAAACAUGCCUAUGCCUUGGCGAAGGACCUCUUGAGGAGAACCAGUAACGCCAUCGAACCAUACAUUCAGGCAUUCUUUAACAACACGCUGAUGCUGGGGAAGACCUCGGAGAGUGAGGUGUCGGAUCACCUCUAUGAUCUCAUCUAUGAGCUGAACCAAGUGUCUCCCAAUGUACUGCUGGCUGUCCUACCACAGCUGGAGUUUAAACUCAAGAGUAAUGAAGAACAUGAGCGAAAACAUGUGACAAAAUUACUGGCAAAGAUGUUCUCUGAACCUGGAUCGGACCUGGCCAACCAGAACAAACCACUGUGGUACUGCUUCCUUGGCAGGUUCAAUGACAUCAGUACAUCUGUACGCAUCAUCUGCUGUUCGUUUGCUCAGUACUUUGUGCUAAACCACCCAGAACUGACUAAAGACAUCCUUGAGCAACUAAAGGUUCGGCAACACGACCCUGAGGAGACUGUGAGGAUUGAGGUCAUCAACUGUGUCAUGAAUGUUGCCAAGAAAGACUUCGACUUUGUAAAUGAAGAAAUGAUGACCUUCAUUAAAGAGAGAACCUUGGACAAGAAGUUCAAGAUUCGUCGUGAAGGGCUGCUGGGUCUAGGCACGAUGUACAAACAGGUGAUGACCAAGGAGACCAUCAACCCACAGCAUGAGAAGAAGGUGGCUUGGAUCAAGAACAAGGUGUUCCACGCAUACUACCAGAACAGCAAUGAUGACAGGUUACUUGUUGAGCGGAUCUUUAACAUCAACCUGGUGCCCUACAUGCUGCCAGCGAAUGUACGGAUGCUGAGAUUACUGCGACUCUACUGUACCCUUGAUGACCAUGCUGUCAAGGCAUUUAAUGAAUUAUUGAAGCACAGAAGUUCGGUCCGGGUCCAAGUUAUGCAGCUUCUAGAGGCUAUAGAACUACACGGACAGCCGAACGCCCCUCCACUCUUUCCAAGACUGUCAGGUCUUGCUCGUACGCUGCCUGAGCAACAAAAGCCACAGGAAUACCUGAAGAAGUUCAGUCAGAAACUGCGAGAUGACAAGCGGAUGCGACACCUGCUCAAGGUCGUCGUGCACCCUGAAUGCUCCUGUAAGAAGGCAGAGGAGGCUGUGAAAGAGAUAUUGAAAAAGAUUGGAUGUAAUCCUGGACAAGCCAAUUACAUGUACAACCUAGUCAAGUCGCUACUGGAACGUAUCGCCCCAGUAAUGAUUGAUGCUGUUGCCAUGGAGAAGCUUGUGAAUCACGUAAAUGAAACGUUAACAGGCAUUGGUGAGAACAUGGAUGGCAUCCACAAUGCUGGGGAGAAGUCUGUCAAGUUACUGCUGGCCCUGUCAUACGCAUAUCCACAUCACUUUCGAACUGCAGAAGUGUUUGAGAAGUUCCUCACGUUCUUGAAUCAUGACGACGACACAGUCAGUGAUAUUACACAACAGAUCAUCACCAACACUGGUUCAAACCUGCAGAGGAUGCACCCUGACAUAUACUCGAGUCUUGUGCCGGUGCUGGUCCGUACAGCCAAGAUGGGAAACCCCAAGCAGACAAAACAUGCCAUCAGAUGCAUCAGCGUAGUGUGCAAGAAAAAAGAGCCUAUUCUGGCUCAGGUGUUCGAGUAUGUGAAGAAGAACCUGGAUCCAGAGUCUGCAAACUACAUCACAUCAAUCGUAGCACUGGGACAUAUAGCCAAGUUGUGUCCGGAAGAGUUUGCCACAGACAUGAAAUCCAUUGUUUCCAGAAUCAUAGUGAAGGACCUCCUCAUGCAGGAUCAGACAGAGUGUGUUGAGGCAACAGAAAGCUGGUACAGUGACCAUCUGGUGUCUGAAGAAACACAAGCAAAGGUGCAAGCGAUGAAGCUGUUGGUGAGAUGGUUGCAGGGGCUGAAGAGCAACCAGAACAACUCGGGUACAUCAACACUCCGGCUUCUCUACACCGUCAUCAUACAUGAAGGGGAUCUUAUGGAACACGGCAGGAUCAAUAAACCGGAGCUGGCUAGGCUGCGGCUUCAGGCAGGGUGCUGUAUGUUGAAGCUGGCCGAGGAGACCUGCUACUCCGACAUCAUCCCUUGUGAACAGUUCCAGGCCCUGGCUCUUCUCAUCAAUGACAGCUGCUAUCACGUGAGAGUCAAGUUUGCCAUCAAGUUGCACAAAGGGCUCCUGAACAUGCGGCUGCCGCUGGAAUUCAUGAGUAUCUUCUCACUGGCAGCCAAUGAUCCACUGAAAGAGAGGCAGCGUCAGCUCAAACAGUUCCUUAACGUCAACAUUCAGAAGCGGCGUGACUACCUCAAGCAGAACCCUGCAGCUAGAAACCGAAUGUUUGCCAUCCUGCCAGACUACAUCCUGCCCUACACAGUACAUCUCCUGGCUCAUGACCCCGACUUCAAGACCUUCCAGCAGACAGAUGCACUCAAGAACAUUAAAGACUGCCUAUGGUUUGUGAUGGAUCCUCUGACUGGCCGCAGUGAGGACUACAACUAUGCCUUCUUCCGGCGGAUGAUCGAGAACAUGAAACAAACCAAGGAUGCCCAAUGUCCCGAGGACGAUGAUAUGAACAAAAAGUUGUACGCGGUGUGUGAUGUAGCCCUAGGUUUGAUGAACACCAAAACCACCAAUAUCACCCUGAAGGACAACAACACGGAACCUGUCCUGCCGGCGAAACUCUUCACCAAGCCGGACAAGUCUUAUGCCAACACAAAAAGUUAUCUUCCUAAAGACUUCAACUUUGAUGGGCCAAGGAGGAAGGGUGUGCAGGCCCUGAUUGACGGUCCGCCCCGCUCCGGCUACGGCAGCAAGCCAGAUCCCACCACCACAGAGAUCAUAGUGGAAAGCCCAGGGCCAGUUGUCAACCCACAUCCGAAGGUUCCGCGCAUCAAGAGAGGACCUCUCAGAUUAAAGAAAGACGAAGAGACGGGGAAGGAGAAUGACGGUGAUUCCAAUGAGUCGGAUUCCUUGGAGAAGAACUGUGGAGACUCUGACAAGUCCUCAAGUCCAGAAGUGGCCAAGAAAAGUACACGAAGUUCAUCUCAAGAUAAGAACUGUGCUGAAUCUCAGUCAUCGAGUGAACACACGAGCAGGGGAGGUAGGGGUGUAAAAGUUGGGACUAAACAAACAAGACUCGAUGACUUUAAAGUGAAACUUUCCCCUACUAAGAGGGGCAAGGAUUCUGUGAAAAAGUCUCUUGUGAAUGGUACAAAUAAAAGGACUGCAAAGGCAGGUGAGGGGGACAGUAGUGAAAGUGCAAAACAUUCUCGGAAACGUCACGGGAGUUCAGAAGAGGAUGUGCCAUCAAAACGAACACGAGGCGCGACCUCAGAGGACGUUGAAUCACAGAGAAAUACUAGGGCAGCAGAUACAAAAAAAUCAAAAGGGACAAAAGAUAAGAAUGGUGGUGGUGGGAAGAGCUAUAACUGUGACAUCAGUGAAACUGACAGUGUGUCCCAGGAGGGCUCAGUUUCCACGCCAGGAGGAGCUUCACCACGGAAACGCAAAACCUCGUCCGCAUCUCCUCAGCCUUCUGCUCAGGUUAAAAGGUCCCGUCUGACGCGCAGCAACUUAAAGACCCCUGACAGUGACCAGGAGAUAGUUCCCUCUCCCACACCCAGUGCAGAACCACAGAAGACCUUGCAGACCAAAAAGCAAGAAACUGUGGCAAAGAAGACCAAUGUUAGGAAUGUGCGGCGAGCAAAGCCAAUGUCCAAUGGUACCUCUGAUGGUGAGGACACAGCAGAGACAGACUCGCCAUCGUCACCGCCGCGGAGGGUUGCAGCUCUCGCCAGGGCCGUCCAGUCAGUGGGAGGGGAAGAUGCUGAAGGAGGGGUUCGAAGAAAAACACGAUCCAGGAAGAAAUAGGAGUGCACAAUCCUGGGAGUGAUGCUGUGUUCUUCUGUCCUGUGAGCCACCGAAGCAUCCAGCAAAGCAGCAUGGGGGCAUACACUUGGGGCAUACACAAAUCUGCAGGUCUGGCAACAAGCAACAAAAGUCCAUUGUACAGAUCUGUCAUGAUGAAAACAAAUUCUAGGCUACCUGUUGCUCAGCACUUGACCAUUUAAGAGUUACAUUUGCAAGUAAUGGAUAUUUUCUCAUUUGAAAAGCUUCACUUCUUAUGCCAAUGGCAGAUUAUUUCUGUAGCUGAACUUGAAGGUACUUUCUGAAGGCUGAUACUGAAGUUUGGUCUGCACAUGGAAUAGUGUGUACUUUUUCCAAUGGAACCCUUUGCUGUUCUAGUUUCAUAUCAAGUUGUAUGCAUUUUAUUUCUUAGUGAAAUACUUUCCUAUCAAUUGACCAAAAUGCUAGACCUGGCUUCUCGAUGACUCAUGAACUGUUUAUUUAUGCUGUGUUAUAUCUUGAAGUAGCAAUACAAAACAAAUAGCUUGUUUAUUUCAUAUAUUCAUGAAUCUGGAGUGUAGGUCACCUGAACAAGCCAUCUGUUUGAUUUAUGCAAAGCCAAUAACUCACUAUUGUGAUACACUUCAAAACCAGACACAACUCACCACGUGUUUCCUGUAUAAUGGCCCUGUAUGAAGUGGGCAUCAUCUUCAGUUGAUUCUAUGUUGACACCAAGUUGUUACCGAGUUGAGUUGUUCACCCCUGUUUCAUCACGUCAGUACCACUGUGAAUAGUACAUUAUUUUAUAAUUUGUCACAUCACCUACUGUUUUGUAAAUGGGAUCAAUUGUUUUGAAGAAUUCCAUGUCUGCUGACACUGAGCCCAGACAUUGGGUGAGGGUUGCAGAGACACCCGGAUGUGUACAGUAUUUGGGGCAGACGAUGUUGAGUCUGCGGUUGUGAAAACAGUUUGUUAAAUACUAUCAUUUAUUUUGAGAAUUGAAAUGUAAAUGUGGAAAAUUGAUUAAAAUGUGUUCUUUAUUCA
Molecule: messenger RNA, 5677 nt
Organism: Haliotis rubra (blacklip abalone)
Lineage: Eukaryota; Metazoa; Mollusca; Gastropoda; Lepetellida; Haliotidae
Product: sister chromatid cohesion protein PDS5 homolog B-like
Exons: 35
Coding region: 206-4657 (1483 amino acids)
Biological process (GO): mitotic sister chromatid cohesion; DNA repair
Cellular component (GO): chromatin; nucleus
Source: RefSeq, a predicted model, not a curated record